UCUGGAGUCAAAUUUGGCGCCGCUCCCCUGCUGCCCUCUGCUGCCUGUCUGCCGCACACACCACCCAGGGAGGACGACGCAGCUGCCAUAUUGUGUAGCAGAAACCUCGGCGAUCAAGUAAAUUAAAAUGGGACGGAAGAAGAAGAAGCAGACGAAGCCCUGGUGCUGGUAUUGCAACCGUGAGUUUGAUGAUGAGAAGAUCUUAAUACAGCACCAAAAGGCAAAACACUUCAAAUGUCACAUAUGUCACAAGAAGCUUUACACUGGCCCAGGCUUAUCCAUCCAUUGCAUGCAGGUACACAAGGAAACCAUAGACAAAGUGCCCAAUGCCCUGCCCAAUCGUAACAACAUUGAAAUAGAAAUUUAUGGGAUGGAGGGCAUCCCUGAGGAGGACCUCAAGGAACAUGAGCGGCAGCGUGCUGGCAGGAUGGGCAGUAGCAACAGGCGGCAGGAAGAAGAGGACGAUGAAGACUCACAGUCAAGUCUGCCAGGCCAGUCCAAUCCUCCCCCCCCAGCAGUGCCUUCCCAGGGUCCUCCAGGACCCAUGGGACCAAUGAUGGGGCCAAAUGGCCCAAUGAUGCCAAUGAUGGGGCCUAUGGGGCCUAUGGGUCCUAUGCCUCCUUACAUGGGUGGACAUGGAAUGAUGGCUGGCCACAUGGGCCACUUAGGUCCCAUGCCCCCACCAGGAGCUCCCCCAGGAACCACACCUCCCAACACUCAGCCACCCAACAAACCACUCUUCCCUUCAGCUGUCCAGCAGCAAACAACGGCUGGCAACUCUCAGAUUGGCCCCAUUAAGCCAGCGUUCCCAGCAUACAGUCAAGCCAAUGGCCAGUCUACCCCCAACGCUCAGCCCUCCAAUACUCCCAGCGGACCACCUGACAAAGGAGAGACCAAAAAGCCAGCUCUCAUAACCACAGUGUCUGCAAAUUCUCGUAUCAUACAUCCAGAGGAGGAUAUUUCUCUGGUAUGUAUUGAACUCCCAACUCCACCAACCUUCCUCUUGGUGAUGCUUAGUUUUAAAUAGCUGAUUAAGUAGUAU
Eriocheir sinensis (Chinese mitten crab) is the source of this 1042-nucleotide messenger RNA. RefSeq names its product BUB3-interacting and GLEBS motif-containing protein ZNF207-like. Gene Ontology annotation, cellular component: nucleus. Gene Ontology annotation, molecular function: DNA binding. The record is from RefSeq and is a predicted model, not a curated record. The transcript is spliced from 4 exons. The coding region runs from base 128 to 1027 and encodes 299 amino acids. NCBI's taxonomy places the organism in Eukaryota, Metazoa, Arthropoda, Malacostraca, Decapoda, Varunidae.